AUGCGCACACAACGUCUGGUGGCCCGGCUCUACCUCUUGUUGAUGUUUCCAGCUGAUAUUAUUGGAUUAUGGUGGGCAGUAGGCAGUCCACUGAUCGUGGAUUCGAACACGAUAUGCAAAAACACCAAGCUGCUUGCCGGCAGGCAAAAGACCAUAUGUAAACACGAACCAGAGGUGGUGGCCGAGGUAGCUAGAGGAGCCAGAGUAGCCUUGUUGGAGUGUCAGUAUCAGUUCAGAAACAGACGUUGGAAUUGCACGUCUGCGUCCCGAUCUCUUUCUAGGAUUCUCAAAACUAAGAAUCUGCGUUCGUUUACGCCAUUCACAGCUGCAGGGGUAGUCUACGUGGUGACCCAAGCUUGUAGUAUGGGCACUCUCCCUCAGUGCACGUGCGAGCAUCCAGCCCGCGAUAAGAGCUCAGACGGCGAGUGGGAGUGGGGCGGCUGCGGGGACAACGUGGAAUAUGGCUACCGGAAAUCACGUGACUUUAUGGAUGCACGGAAGCGGAAGCGGAAAGGGGAUUUAACUACAAAGAUUCAGCUACAUAAUAACGAAGCUGGGAGACUGGCUGUGAAAAGUUUUAUGAGACAAGAAUGUAAAUGCCACGGGCUUUCUGGCUCAUGUACUCUCAAAACUUGCUGGAAAAAAAUGCCGCCAUUGAGAGAAGUUGGGAUCCGGCUGAAAGAGACGUUUGAUGGCGCCAUUAGGGUAAUAAUCUCAAACGACGGGAAGUAUAUCAUCCCUGAAGGAAUAACGAUCAAGCCGCCAUCGAAGCAAGACCUGGUAUAUUCCGACCCCUCACCGGACUUCUGUAAAAAAAACCGGGCAGUGGGGUCUUUAGGUACAAAGGGUCGAGAAUGUGAGUCCAAUUCUCUGGGGGUGGGAGGCUGUGAUUUACUCUGCUGUGGUAGGGGUUACUCGAAAACACUGCUGGCGUUUCGAGAGAACUGCAAGUGUCGGUUUUUAUGGUGCUGUGAAGUGAUUUGUGAUACUUGUGAAAGAACUAAGGUAGUGCAUACAUGCUUGUGA
Messenger RNA from Candidula unifasciata, 1026 nucleotides. The record is from the annotation of a GenBank genome assembly. NCBI's taxonomy places the organism in Eukaryota, Metazoa, Mollusca, Gastropoda, Stylommatophora, Geomitridae.